GGCGCCGCCUCCGGGACGCAGGUGGAGCGGGCAGGGCGCGGGCACCAUGAGCAGCGGCGCCAACAUCACCUAUGCCAGCCGCAAGCGGCGCAAGCCGGUGCAGAAAACAGUAAAGCCAGUUCCUCCUGAAGGAAUCAAGUCAAAUCCUUCGAAGCGACACAGAGACCGACUGAACACCGAGUUGGACCGCCUGGCCAGCCUGCUGCCCUUCCCACAAGAUGUUAUUAAUAAGCUGGACAAACUCUCAGUUCUCAGGCUCAGUGUCAGCUACCUGAGGGCCAAGAGCUUCUUCGACGUUGCAUUAAAAUCCUCCCCUGCUGACAGGAAUGGAGGCCAAGAUCAGUGUCGAGCACAAUUCAGACAUGGGCUGGACUUGCCGGAAGGAGAGUUCUUAUUACAGGCACUGAAUGGCUUUGUCCUGGUUGUCACCGCAGAUGCCUUGGUCUUCUACGCUUCCUCGACUAUCCAAGACUACCUGGGCUUUCAGCAAUCUGAUGUUAUACAUCAGAGCGUCUAUGAGCUUAUCCAUACAGAAGACCGAGCUGAAUUCCAGCGCCAGCUUCACUGGCCUCUAAACCCCGCACAGUGCCCAGACUCUACACAAGGAGUGGAUGAAGCUCAUGGCCUCCCACAACCGCCGGCAGUCUAUUUCAAGGCAGACCAGCUUCCUCCAGAGAACGUUUCUUUCAUGGAGAGGUGCUUCGUGUGCCGCCUGAGGUGUCUCCUGGAUAAUUCAUCUGGUUUUCUGGCAAUGAAUUUCCAAGGGAGGCUAAAGUAUCUCCAUGGACAGAACAAGAAAGGGAAGGAUGGCGCCCUACUUCCCCCACAGCUGGCUUUGUUUGCCAUAGCUACCCCGCUUCAGCCACCGUCCAUCCUGGAGAUUCGAACCAAAAACUUCAUCUUCAGGACCAAACACAAACUGGACUUCACACCUAUUGGUUGUGAUGCCAAAGGACAGCUUGUUCUGGGCUACACAGAAGUAGAGCUGUGCACAAAAGGCUCAGGAUACCAGUUUAUUCAUGCUGCUGACAUGCUUUACUGCGCAGAAUCCCACAUCCGAAUGAUUAAGACUGGAGAAAGUGGCAUGACAGUUUUCAGGCUUCUUGCAAAGCACAGUCGAUGGAGAUGGGUCCAGUCCAAUGCACGCUUGAUUUAUAGAAAUGGAAGGCCAGAUUACAUCAUCGCAACUCAGAGACCACUAACGGAGGAAGAAGGAAGGGAGCACUUACAGAAGCGAAGGACGAUGCUGCCAUUCAUGUGUGCUACCGGGGAGGCUGUACUGUAUGAGAUCUCCAGCCCCUUCCCUCCCAUGAUGGAGUCCUUACCAACCCAGACCAAGAGCAGCACGAGUGGGAAAGACUGGGCUCCCCAGUCAACCCCAAGUACGGAUUCUCUCCACCCCAGUUCCCUGAUGAAUGCCAUGAUCCUACAGGAUGAAUCCGUCUAUCUCUGUCCUGCCUCAGGUCCUGCACCGUUAGACAGCCGUUUUCUCACAGACUCUGUGAGUGAAUGCAGUGGCUGGCAGGAGAGCCUUGCACCAGUAGGGAGUGAGGCUGUGUGGAAACACGAGCAGCUUGGACAUGCUCAGGACAUGAGCCUUGCACUCUCUGGAGGGCCCCCGGGCUUCUUCCCAGACAAUAAAAAUAACGACUUGUACAGCAUCAUGAGAAACCUAGGGGUUGAUUUUGAUGAUAUCAGACGCAUGCAGAGUGAGGAGUUCUUCAGGACUGACCUGCCUAGUGAGGUUGACUUCAGAGACAUCGACAUAACAGACGAAAUCCUGACAUAUGUGCAAGAUUCUCUAAACAAGUCGACCUUGCUGAAUUCAGCCAGCCAGCAACAGCCCGUGACUCAGCACCUAAGCUGUAUGCUGCAGGAACGCCUGCAUUUAGAACAGCAGCAGCAGCUACAGCAGCACCAAACUCAGGCAGUGGAACCCCAGCAUCAGCUGGGUCCUCGGAUGGAACCCCAGCAUGAGCUGUGUCCUCAGAUGGAACCCCAGCAUCAGCUGGCUCAGAUGGAACCCCAGCAUCAGCUGUGUCCUCAGAUGGAACCCCAGCAUCACCUGCCUCAGAUGGAACCCCAGCAUCAGCUGUGUCCUCAGAUGGAACAACAAGAAUCAUGCAGAUUAAGGGGUCUAGAGCGUUCUCUUAAGGUGUUGUUUAGAGCUCUUAACAAGUCACUCUGCUGUUUUUGUUUUCAGUUUCAGAAUCGGGGAGUGUUAAACGAAACCUAUUCGUCUGAAUUAAACAGCGUUGGUCACACUCAGACUGCUGCUCCUCUUCAUCAUCCAGCAGAAGCCAGGUCUUUUCCUGAUACCACACCCAGUGGAUUCCUGUAACUUCAAGCCCAGGAUGAAAUUCGUUCAGGAACUGUCAAUGCUGGGCAUCAGCACUCUUUUUCCAAACCAGAUUUGAAUCUUUGUGUUUAGAAAAGGAGUUUAAAAACAUAUUGUCAGUCACCUAUAAAGUGGGAAGCUCCCUGGGAGCGUAGGGAGAGACCACAGUAAUUUACACAGCUUCCGCACGUCGGGCGCCAGGGCUCACGGCAGAGAACUUUAGGACUCUGGAAAGUUGAACUUCACUGCCCAGUGACUUCAGCCAGGAAAACAGUGAAGUACUUUGAGCUUUGAACUUCAGGAUUCUUGUUAGUAUACCAAAUACAGAGUUACAGGACUAAUUGAUUUCCUAUAUUUUUAACUUGUUUUUGUCUCAGAUGUUAAAAUAAAUGGUUUGGUGCUUUUAUCAAAAGAAAAAUCUCAAUGUUUUCCUUCUGCACUGUUAAUAUAAGUGCCUCACAUUUUUUUCUAUCUACCUGUAACACAAUAGGGUGUCUAUUUUGUAUAAAUAUUCUUUAUCUUUUUUUGAAUUAAUAUUCUUUCUGCACACAAUUAUUACUGGAGUUUCCUAAAUCCCAUUGUUUUUAUUAAUUCGGGCAUGUUUUGACUGCACUACUUGUCCUCUUUCUUCAGAUAAAGGGCAAAUGAUGACUGAGAGAUAACUGUUUAUUAUGUAAUAUACUUGCCCUGGACUUUGGAUGUUCCCCUGUGCCUUACAUUGAAAAUUUUGAAAAUAACGUGUUACCAAAAUUAUUUAAUUAUUACAUAAAUAUUCAGACAGUAGCACUUACAUUUUAACAGUGUUUUCUGAGAAGCGGCGUUCUGAGAAUGCCACUGUUUGCUCUCACUGACACCUCUAUAUUGAUGACGGAACACCACAUGUAAAGUGCUCAAGGCAGCCAUGUUCACCAGGCUGCAAGGAAGGGAAGUGGAGUUUGUUUAGCUCUAUAGCUAUUACGCAAAGCACUCAUUUCAUUGUGUAUAAAUUGUCUUUAAAAGCUGUGUUGGGUCUGCAAUCCUUUUUGUUAUGUUGACCUUAUAAAUUUCACUUCUUUUUUUUUUUUUUUUUUUUUUUUUUUGGUUUUUUCGAGACAGGGUUUCUCUGUGUAGCUUUGCGCCUUUCCUGGAACUCACUUGGUAGCCCAGGCUGGCCUUGAACUCACAGAGAUCCGCCUGCCUCUGCCUCCCGAGUGCUGGGAUUAAAGGCGUGCGCCACCAACGCCCGGCUAAAUUUCACUUCUUAUGCUAGUGGAAGCUAUUAGUUUUUCUCAUAUUUGAGGAGUGUUAAGAUUGAAGAUGCCAUGUUUGGUGCAAGGUAUUUUAAUGAAUGAAAUGAAUGGUGCAUUGCAUAAAUGUAACGAACAAAAUAAUCUGAAAAAUAGUUUCAGUUUUCAUUGAAGACUAGUCCUUACCUCAGAUGCAUAUUUUUUUCAGUGUAUCUUUUUAAGAAAUCAAAUAAUGAGUUGAGGCUUUUGAGCUGGUAUUAAGAUAAAGAUAAAUAUAAUUGGUUCACCUCCAUACAUUGUCUGUAUAGCCUUUGCUACCAAUACGGCAAAUUUGUCACUGCAAAAUUGACUCUUCUAAAGUGGCUUAAAGGAGAGAAAACACUGGGGUCCGUCAUUGUCUGUGCCAUUUACUUAGAUAUGAUAUAUGAAGGGCAUGGACCUGGUUUUCAUAUAUUGUUUAAAAAUGUGAUGAAAUCCCAAACUGAGAUGUAGUAUUAAAAUACAGCAGUGGUUCUCAAUCUGUAGGUCUUGACCUCUUGGGGGUCAAACAGUCCUUUCAUAGGAGGCACCAAAGAUCAUCAGAAAACACAGGUAUUUAUAAUUCAUAACAGUAGCAGAAUUACAGUUACAAAGUAGCAAUGAAAAUAAAUGCAUGGUUGUGGGUCACCACUACCUGGGGAACUACAUUAAAGGGUUGCAGCAUUAGGAAGGUUGAGGAACACUGAAAUACAGGCUCUUUUGUUUUUCUUUUAGAAAAUGAAGGUAUGUAAACAUGGCUUCAGGUAAAAGGAUUUUUCAAUUCCAUGCAUUUUCAGUCAAAAUUCUGAAUCUUUAGGAUUAAGCAUUGAGAAACGACUGUCUAAGACAUUUCACAAUUUGCUUCCAGCAUGAGGUAUCACUAAGGGUUUAGAUGAGUGGUCUGGGUUUAUGUUCCAUUUUCGUUAAAAGUUGUCAUAGAAACCAUUUUGUCAAUCUCUGCUACAUGUUAACAAGUGUUCAAUUGAAAAUUACUUUGGACAUUGUAAGUAUGGUAACAUUUAAUUACACACUUAUAAAACUAAAAGUUUUAAAGGCAAUAUAGUGUGUUUUUAUCUAUAUAAAAUAACUAAAACAUCUAAGCAUAAUAAAAUCACAUUAAAUUGAAUAUGCAUUUGUCUGUAUUGAUAAAUGUCAAACAAAAGGAGUUAUGAAAGCACUUCUGGACCGAGGGAUCAACUUCUAGGUGGAAUCCACAUCUAAGGCUGUGUGUGAGACUAGAGUUCUUCCCAUCCAGCUGUUCUUACACACCUGAGCACUUACCAGUAUGCCAUUGUUUUAACCUCUUCCAGUUGUUACUCUGCACAAGCUAGCUUGUUUCAGUGUGAGUAGAUCUUAGGUUUACAGGGCUGCCUGCUCUCCUUCAGACUGUUAGUGCUUACAUAUGCCAUGCAGAGAUUUUUGUUUAUAAUAUCCUUAAAUGUCACAAAGAAAAUGUAAACAGUGAUAUAUGAUAAUAAAAUAACCAAGUAUGAA
Peromyscus maniculatus bairdii (prairie deer mouse) is the source of this 5076-nucleotide messenger RNA. NCBI's taxonomy places the organism in Eukaryota, Metazoa, Chordata, Mammalia, Rodentia, Cricetidae. The record is from RefSeq and is a predicted model, not a curated record.